CACAUCGCCUGUUUUUUUCAGAGCUCGCCGCAGAACCACACACAACACAGCCCGUCAUGUCAUCGAACGCCGCCGAGAAGCAGGCCCAGCAGAAGCCCCCGGCGUUGGCCGCGGACCCGGAGAUACAGAAGGUCUUCUCCCGCUUCGACAUCGACCGCGACGGCCGGAUCUCCCCGUCCGAGCUGGCCGCGGUGUCGCGCGCCAUCUCCCCGCCGCCCAGCUCCUCCCACGGGGUGCGCGAGGUGGCCGCCAUGAUGGACGAGCUCGACACCGACCGCGACGGCCUCGUGGACCUCGGCGAGUUCGCCGCGUUCCACGGCCGCGGCCGCGGGGACGGCGAGCUCGAAGCCGAGCUCCGCGCCGCCUUCGACGUCUACGACGUCAACGGCGACGGCCGCAUCACGACCGCCGAGCUCAGCAAGGUCCUCGCGCGGAUCGGCGAGGGGUGCAGCACCGAGGAGUGCGAGAGGAUGAUCGCCAACGUCGACGGCGACGGCUCUGUCGGCUUCGAGGAGUUCAAGAAGAUGAUGUCCCGCGAAUGCGCCGAAGCCACCGCCACCGCUGGCGGCCCUGACAACGCCAAGAAGGAGUGACUGCAUUCCCAUGGCCGCUGCGAGAAUGCAUCAAUUAGCUGAUCCAGGCCCGUUGGAUUUUUCCAUGGCAUUCCCAACAUGUCUCAUGUAUGUGAUUUCGCUGUUUGAGGCUUUAAGCCACAGGAUUAGCACGGAAGAAAAAAAAUCCUACAGAUACUGAAGCUCUUGUUUUCAGAUGAACUUCAUCUGAUUUCUAGUGGUUUACUCCUACCUUUUUCCAGAUUUCAGUGGAGCAUUUGAUUCUUUUUGACAACUUCUGUUAAA
Phragmites australis (common reed) is the source of this 857-nucleotide messenger RNA. Its product is annotated as probable calcium-binding protein CML16. Bases 57 to 593 code for a protein of 178 amino acids. The record is from RefSeq and is a predicted model, not a curated record. The transcript has a single exon. Gene Ontology annotation, molecular function: calcium ion binding. Lineage: Eukaryota; Viridiplantae; Streptophyta; Magnoliopsida; Poales; Poaceae.